Molecule: messenger RNA, 1964 nt
Organism: Gadus macrocephalus (Pacific cod)
Lineage: Eukaryota; Metazoa; Chordata; Actinopteri; Gadiformes; Gadidae
Product: microtubule-associated tumor suppressor 1 homolog A-like
Exons: 4
Coding region: 137-505 (122 amino acids)
Cellular component (GO): cytoplasm; nucleus
Molecular function (GO): microtubule binding
Source: RefSeq, a predicted model, not a curated record
UGUCGGUGCUCCUGCAGGAGAAGGAGGAGCUGGAGGAGAAGCUGCGAGCGGAGGAGGAGGCUACGAGGCGGUCCCUGACGGAGCCCAGGUACCUCUACCUCCAGCAGGAGCUAGACAGCCUGAGGUGGUGCUGGAGAUGAAGACGUCCCAGCUGCACCUCAAGGACAAGAAGCUGAUGGAGAUGGAGAAGCUGGUGGACACCAACGCGAAACUCGAGGAGUAUAUGAACCGGGUGCGGCAGGAGAACGAGGACUACAGAGCCAGGAUGAGCAAGCACGCUGCGCUGUCCAAGCAGCUGACCAGUGAGCAGGCCCUGCUGCAGAAGAACCUUCAAAAGGAGUCGAAGGUCAACAAGCGUCUGUCCAUGGAGAACGAGGAGUUGCUAUGGAAACUGCACCACGGCGACCCGCUGGGCAGCCCCCGCCAGCUCUCGCCUACCUCACCCUGCCACUCGCCGCCGAACUCUCCCCACUUUCCCACGGCCCCGCCUCUGUCCCCAAGAUAACCCCGCCCCCCUCUCACACACACACACACACACACACACACACACACACACACACACACACAAGCAACACAGUCCCCGUGUGCUGUGCACGUCAGACAUUCCCAUCGACUCUUUGUCCUUCAUCAUCAUCACAAACCCGCGAGGCUGCUGCUUUGCAUCCCACGGGAACAUUCAGAAACCAGACUGGAAAUCACAACAGACUUAACCCUCCCUCUCUCUCUCCCUCUCUUUCUCUCUCUCUCUCUCUCUCUCUCUCUCCCUCUCACUCUCUCUCUCUCUCUCUCUCUCUCUCUCUCUCUCUCUCUCUCUCUCUCUCUAUCUCUCUCUCUCUCUCGCUCUCUCUCUCUACCAAGCGCCAGGUGUCUCUCGCCCCUCGGCCUACUCAGGGUCUGUACAUACGUAGUCUCUCGUCCUCUCCUCUCGGUGUUGAUAUCUUUACCUCUUGUGUUUUGACUUGCUGCCAUUCCCAACAUACCUGUGUGUGUGUGUGUGUGUGUGUGUGUGUGUGUGUGUGUGUGUGUGUGUGUGUGUGUGUGUGUGUGUGUGUGUGUGUGUGUGUGUGUGUGUGUGUGUGACCGACACGGCCUUGGCCAAUGGGAGCGGGGCAGUGUGGUAUCCAUGGCAACCUGCCUGGGCGUGGUUGUCCUCCCUGGGAACGGACAGAGCCUUCCUCUUCCCAUGCCGCCCUCAAAGACUUCGUAUUUUCUUUUUCUCUUUUUACAAAGAGCGACAGCCAAUCAACAGACUCAUGGACUGACUGCGUUUUGUCCGUAAAUGGGCGAACAGGAAGGACACAACCUUCACGGAGAACAACGAAUGUAAAGGCUCUUGCACGUGGAACCCUGCUUCCCUAACCCUAACAGGGUCACGACCCCAAACUACCAUUAAUCCCUCCGGGGACACGACCCCAAACUAACGUAAACCAUGGAACCCUUGUGGGGUCACGACCCCAAACGACCAUGAAACCUAGAACCUUUGUGGGGUCACAACCCCAAACUACCAUGAAACCUAGAACCCUUGUGGGGUCAUUGCCCCAAACUACCAUAAAUCCUAGAACCCUUGUGGGGUCAUGACCCCAUACUACCACAAACCAUAGAACCCUCGGGUCUCAACCCCAAACUACCAUGAACAAUAGAACCCUUCUGGGGUCAUUGCCCCAAACUAUCAUAUACCAUAGAACCCUUGUGAGUUCACAUCUUACUUUUGGUUUUGCUGAACCCUUGGUUGAACCCUCUUAACUCCCGGGGCGACCAGAGGACGCUGGGCUGUGGGUCCUCCCCUCAUGUUAGCGUUGAGCUGAUAAAGAAGCCGCUGACGCCCGGCCUGAGAUCGAGGUCAGUCCCCGCUCUGUGCCUGUCCGGCCUCGUCUCUUCUCUUGCCUUGGAAACCUCUGCUUUACCCACAAUGCCGCAGUCCACCCUGCUCCUGCUCCGAUCAAUAAUAAACGCAGUAUACGAUC